UCAUCGGUUUUCGUAUGUUAGGACUGCUCAGUGCUCACCUAGCUGAAACCUAUUUCCUUGAUUUAGCUUUUCAACUCUCUUCUCCAAGUAUUCAAAUUAGGGUGCUAACAAAUUUAAAUACGAUCAUUGAAUUUCAUUUUCAGUCCUCCUUUCUUUUUCUAUUUUAUCAAUAUUUACUCCUCGUUUUCAAUUUUUCCACAUUUCUUUUCAGUAUUAAAAAAAUUAAUUAACUAUUUCCGAAUAUUAUUAAAUUAUCAAUUAAGAAACAUACUAAUAAAUCUUCUUCUCUCUCUCUCUCUCUCUCUCUCUCUCUCUCUCUCUUCUUCUUCUUAAUAUUUCAAGCUCGCUAACAUUUCGGCUGUGUUUAUGGUGCUCAGUCAGAACCUGCAGCUUCCCAGCUACUUCCCCAUUAACUAAACUAAAACAGCUUUCACACCGCACACAUACACAAAAACAUAAACAGAACCGCCUGUUUUCCACCAGUUUCCCCCUGAUUUCACUUACCAAGCUCUAACCUUUCCAAGAUCUGUUUGUUUCUUCUUGGAUCGAUUCAGCAUGAUUUCCUUCUAAGACACUAUCAAGAGUGUUGAGAUCUGUUGAGAAGUGCUGGUUUUGAUUUUCCUAUUCUAUUGGGAUAAAAAUGGUUAUGGACUCAUGGUGGUUUCGUAAUAUAUGGAAAUCAUCUGGGAAGGAACCUGAGAAACUGGUGAUUGGAGUUUUAACGUUUGAAAUUGCGAGUUUGAUGUCCAAGGUAGUUCAGCUAUGGCAUAGCCUUAAUGAUAAACAGGUAGUUAGGUUAAGAGAAGAUUUAAUGAAUUCAGUCGGUGUAAGGAAGCUUAUUUCAGAUGAUGAUGAAUACCUUGUACAGUUAGCAUGUGCAGAGAUAAUUGAAAACUUAGGAUUUUUAGCGAGAUCUGUAGCUAGGCUUGGGAAAAAGUGCAGUGAACCCAUAUGGCAAAGAUUAGAUAACGUUUUUGAUGAUCUUGUUAAGAAUGAUGUAGGCAAUUUUGAGUGGGAAUUCACAUGGAAGAAGAUGGAUAGGAAAGUUAAGAAAAUGGGGAGAUUCAUUGCUCUUAGCUCGAAUUUGUACCAAGAACUUGAAGUUCUUACGGAGCUUGAACAGUCUCUUAGAAGAAUGCGAAACAGUGAUGACCCUAAUGCUGGGACUGUUCUCGAGUUCCAGCAGAAAGUUGUUUGGCAGAGGCAGGAGGUCAAGAAUCUACGUGAGAUGUCUUUGUGGAACAAGACGUAUGACUAUGUCGUCCGUCUUCUAGCUAGAUCAUUGUUUACCAUUUUCGGGAGGAUCAAACAUGUGUUUGGAAUACAUCAUACAGCUGCUAUAGGGGGAACCUAUGAUUUGGGAGCUGCAAAAACUAAUCCAUUGUCCCGUAGUCACUCUGUUUCAGUGUAUCCAUCUGAGAAUAACUUAACUAGGUUUUCUUCAGGUCCUCUUGGGAGGUCAGCCACGAAAUCUGGGCCUCUUAGUAGAUCAAUCACCAAAUCAGGACCAAUCUCUAGUACAUAUGUAACAAAUAUGCAAAGGCGGAUGGGUGAUCAUUCCUCAAACCUUCGCGGGAAGCAUUUGCGUUCAAAAACCAAAAGAUUGCCUCCUGUGGGACCUUUCAAAGGGUGCAUGAUGGGUGGAGAUGAUACUCCUGUACUGCAGAGUUGCACACCAAUAAUCAAUGGGUCACCUAUGUCAAGUGGUGUUCGUUCUGGAAUUCUGAAUGGGACGUCAGUUGAACCUACCCCCCAAAGUAAUACACUUCAUUCUAACCUUAUCUUUUUUAAUUUCAAGUGCAGACGGUUGAAUCCUCCGCCUUCAACUCUUGGUGGUUCGGCUCUAGCUCUUCAUUAUGCGAAUGUUAUUAUUAUCAUCGAGAAGCUUGUCACAUCUCCCCACUUGAUUGGUCCUGAUGCGAGGGAUGACCUUUAUUAUAUGUUGCCCACAAGUAUAAGAGCAGCUUUGAGAGCAAGACUCAAGUCUUACGUGAAGAGUUUGGCUUCAUCUAUUUAUGAUACCGAUCUUGCACAUGAAUGGAGUGAAGCAUUGUCAAGGAUACUAGAUUGGUUGGGUCCACUUGCUCAUAACAUGAUAAGGUGGCAAUCCGAACGAACUUUUGAGCAGCAGCACAUGGUUUCACGGACAAAUGUGCUGUUGGUACAGACCCUAUAUUUUGCAGAUUUGGAAAAGACAGAAGGUGCAAUUACGGAGCUUCUAGUGGGUCUAAAUUACCUUUGGAAACUUGGGAGAGAGCUUGAUGCAAAAGCGUUAAUAGAGUGUGCUAGUACUGGAGCAUAUGAUGAUUAUCUGGAGGCCAAAGGAUAAUGUUGAUUCAAUUGAUUUGCACGUGAGUUUAAUAUCACCUACAGGGUGGCAAGUGACAGUACUAGACUAGAGCUGUAGUCUCAUGAAAUGUCAGACCUAGCUCCGCUAAAUGCACAAUCUGGAGCAGGAAAUGUCAACUUGGUCAACUGUGCAGCCCUACUGAUUCUUUUCUACAGUCAAGAAUUUUUGCUGGAGUUGGUCUUAAGGUUCAACGUUCAGCACUUCUGUAGGCAAGACACGAGCUUAAUAUCCAUUUGGCCAUUUCAAUUGGCUUUUGUUGUAAAGCAUGUCAGACCUUGUACCAUUAAGUCCUCGGUUUGGUCAUUUGAAAUUUAAUGUCUGUAAAUUUACCGUAUAAAUGCUUUUCUUAAUAUAUUGUUUGAGAUGUUUUUGCUCA
Messenger RNA from Papaver somniferum (opium poppy), 2726 nucleotides. RefSeq lists its product as uncharacterized. The transcript is spliced from 2 exons. Gene Ontology annotation, biological process: positive regulation of growth. Lineage: Eukaryota; Viridiplantae; Streptophyta; Magnoliopsida; Ranunculales; Papaveraceae. Bases 641 to 2329 code for a protein of 562 amino acids. The record is from RefSeq and is a predicted model, not a curated record.